Messenger RNA from Pomacea canaliculata, 3133 nucleotides. RefSeq lists its product as uncharacterized. The record is from RefSeq and is a predicted model, not a curated record. The transcript is spliced from 2 exons. Bases 120 to 2435 code for a protein of 771 amino acids. Gene Ontology annotation, molecular function: antiporter activity. NCBI's taxonomy places the organism in Eukaryota, Metazoa, Mollusca, Gastropoda, Architaenioglossa, Ampullariidae. Gene Ontology annotation, cellular component: Golgi apparatus.
UGCAGAGAAAUAAAGAGCGUUUGGCGGAUUCUUGAAAUAAAUAUAGAUUGUUUUGUUGCAGAGAUUUAGUGAGAUUCGGCAAAGCUGCUUGUCACAGCAGACGCAUCAAAGGCAGGACGAUGGGUCCUCUCACAGCUUUCAUUGCUUGGACGGUGUCAUCGUACGCCUGUCAUCAGAUGGCUAAGUUGUUUCUUACCAACGUCGGCAUUGUGGCCUCUCACGUGACCCCAGUCACCACGGCUGCUGCUUUAACGUUGGUUCAGAUAUUCUUUUGCUGGCUGUUGACAACAACCACGUGGGAGACCAAAACCACUGACGUCGACGAAGACAAAACUAACCUUGACUUGACAAAUGCGAGAUUACGGGCCAACUAUCGAGUUGCCCUGGUAAUGCACGUGCUGUCGACGUUUCUGACCAACUGGAGCUUAGCACGAACGGAGGCGGCCUCCACGUUGGCCAUCAAACUGAUGGAGCCGCUGGUGUCCGCGUUGGCGCAGCGGGUGUGGCACGGAGAGCCUCUCAGCUACAGCGUGUGGGUCAGCCUACCCUUGGUCAUCGGCGGCGCCGUCGUCUUCGUGUCUGACGAUCCCUUGAGCGUACAGCACGCGCUGAGCGCAGGUGUGGUGCUGGCCAUGGGCUCCAACGUGCUGCUGGCCGUCAGAAACCUGGCCAUCAAGGGACUGCACUCUGGACAACUAAACCUUGGCCCUCGCCGUUUCAGCUGGUCUGUUGGUGGUGUCCUAGUGGGAAUGUCAGUACUAGUGCUGACUGCUGUUUGGUGGCUUGAGAUCGUGGACAUCGUGUCACGGAGGUCAACUCUGGCUGUGACGUCACUGCUGUUAUCGGGGGCGUUUCACGUCACGUACUCGCUGAUCAGCACGAGCGUCAUCCUGCGAGCGUUGGACGUGGUCAGUCACGCCAUGGCCAACGUCAUCAAGCGCGUGCUGGUGGUGGCGCUGCUGUACGUCAGCGGGUCACGUAGUGCAUCUGGCGUCAACGCUGUGGGUCUGACGGUGGCAGCUGUGGGGCUGGCUGUGUACGUCAGAGGGAAAGCAGAAGGCAGACGGAAAAUGUGUAGCAAAAAUACCAGCAUGAACCGCCUGAAAGAGGUGACGUGUUUCCAUCUACCUAAAAGUCGGUUUUUUGUGCUGAUAACUGCGAUGCUUUCACUGCUAUGGUACAGCGCUGAUGUCAACCUAAGCAAACAAAUACGAACAGUUAGUUGUGAACUCAAAGAUCGAUUUGUUUGUAAUAAUCACUUCUCACGUGAUCCUCAGCAUACAGCUGUAAAGGACACUUCUACACAAAAUGAAACAUUAUCUCCCUUUGGUCUUCGGUGGCCACCAGUUCCACAGAAUACAUCGCUACUACAGGAAUGGGGUGAGUUCUUAUCUAUGGAUUACAUCCGCCAUCCCUUCGACACGAACCGUCUGGCUUCUACUCUGCACACCAACGACGAGGUGGUGUGGGAGCUGCAGCGUCUGCACGUGCAGGUUCUGACGUCACUGCUAGCGGGUCGACGUCACGCCAUGCUGAUGGACUUCGCCACUUACGAGAACAAAGGCGACCCCGCAAUCACGGCGGGACAGGUGGCCAUCCUGAAGCGGCUCAACGUGACUAUAGUCUUCAGCUGUUCUACUGGACUCUGUAACAAAAAGAACCUUACAAAAGCAAGGGAGAUAAGCAAAGGUUACAACUCAACAUCGCUUAUUAUUCUUUUGCAAGGUGGCGGUAACCUGGUAGGCUACCCAAUCACAGACUUUAGUAGGAAAAAAAUACUGAAUCUUUUUCCAGAUUUUCCAACUAUUUUGUUUUCUCAAAGCAUCUGGUUACACAAUAGAACUCGAUCACAUCUGAAUAAGUGUCGUGAGAUUUACUCCCACAGGGAGAACCUGACCAUCUUCUUACGGGACAGACAGUCGCUGGGUCUGGCGCAGAAACAUUUUCCAGGGACGAAACUCAUGCUGAUGCCCGACAUGGCGUUUGGCCUGGGCCGUGUCCCGCGCACUAUGCCGCCUACACACGACAUCUUGUGGAUUAAAAGAGCAGAUGGUGAGUCAUCCCGGUAUAAAGUACCCGAGAUACCUACUAACCUCAGUGUUUAUGUGGGUGACUGGUUGAAAUGGACGACAAACAAGGGGAAAACACCAAUGGAGACUUCGUUUCUGAUAGCCUUUAACGGGUUGUCGUUCUUACAACGUGGGCGCGUGGUGAUCACUGACCGACUACACGGCCACAUCCUGUCCGUGCUGCUGGGAAUCCCUCACGUGCUCAUCGACAACCCUCCCUACUUCAAACUCUCCUCCUUCCGUCGGUCGUGGACGGCGGGGUUAUCCAACACGGUGCUGGUCACCACAGGGGAGGAGGCUCUGGACCAGGCACAAAAGCUCCUGAAGAAGUACAAUAAUUAUCUUCCUUCAAUCGUUCCUUCUUAGCAGCUGAGCAUAGUAUUUAUGUGAUUAAUAUUUAAAAAUCCUUUCUUGUAGUCUUCAGCAGAACACGCGUGUUACUGGUUUUACUGUAUAUAGCAGAUUUAGAGAAAAUAUGUAAAUGUUACUCAAAAUUCUGUAAAAUGAUGCAUCUUAAGGUAUCAUGAAACGAUGGUAAAUCCUGAACUCUAUGUUGUCUACCUCGGUGCAAACACUUGUCUUUGAUAGCUACUGCAUAAAUGUCAUGUCUCUCUUUUAUACAAAAUGACAAUCAACAUUUUAAUCUGUUAACUGUAGCUGUUUGCAUUUUAAGAUGUAAAUAAAAUAGAAACUUUGGAAAUUAGACCCACAAAAGCCAAAUUUGUACUUACAUAAUUAUUAUUAUGUUUAAUUGAUGUCCAUUGUGUAAAGAGGGCAACAACCAAAUAUCAUGUACUGAUCUCUCUGUACUUUUGUCAUUUGCGAUUUCAACGUAACGUUGAACAUGAUCAACAAUAGGUUUUAAACAUCUGGAUUCGCUUUUGCAAAUUUAUUCCUUACAUUUAGCUUCAGCUGCAAAAUCAUCCUAUUUCCAAAACAAUCGCAAAAGACACAAAAUUUGUUUGAAAGCGAUGUUGAAGGACGACGUGGUAGAGAACUGAGGAUCGCCAUUGCAUGCUAUGAGGACUGUCUGUCAUCUCGAAGACUGCAUGUUGACUUUCUGU